Molecule: messenger RNA, 639 nt
Organism: Asparagus officinalis (garden asparagus)
Lineage: Eukaryota; Viridiplantae; Streptophyta; Magnoliopsida; Asparagales; Asparagaceae
Product: pentatricopeptide repeat-containing protein At5g14770, mitochondrial-like
Exons: 4
Coding region: 1-639 (212 amino acids)
Molecular function (GO): protein binding
Source: RefSeq, a predicted model, not a curated record
AUGUCGCUACUUAUUCAAACAUGUGAGCUGGCAAAGAUACACACACUUAUUGAUGGCUUCUUCAAAAUGGGCAACCAAGAGGCCGCUUUUGAUCUCUAUGAAGAAAUGAGGAACGAAGGUCUUGAACUUAAUAACAUUGUUGUCGAUGUCUUGGUAAAUGGUUUAAGGAAGAAUGGAAAAUUCGAGGAAACUGAGAGCUUAUUCAAGGAAAUGAGAGAGAAGGGUAUCAUGCUCGAUCGUGUAAACUAUGCCUCUAUGAUGGAUAUGCUUUUUAAAAAGGGAAACUUCUCUGCGGCUUUUGAAAUAGAGCACGAAAUGACAGAUAAAAAUGUAGGCCAUAACAUUGUUGUGUUUAAUAUCCUCAUUAAUUGUCUUUCUGCACUUGGAAAGUUCGAAGAAGCAAAAAAGCUUACAGUUAACUUAUUUUAUGGGGACGACCAUCUUGCUUCAUGGAGAAUAACUUCUGAUAAGCUCAUAGACAAGAGAGAUGUUACUGUCUUGAUUAUGAAGUACAAUGGAGGCAAUAUUAGGCUCCAUACUAGUGAGGAGCCAAGUCAUCACUCGUCCUUCUGCCAGGUUGAGAAGGUAUCAUUUUUGUUGUCCGGAGCACAAGAGAAUUAUGACCCAAUUGUUGAGUAA